GAUCCGGAGAUAUUUCAUUCCCAUGUACAAUUUGAAGGCUCUGAGUCACCUGGACGUUUCAUAUUCCUUUCAUGAUCACGAUUCAUACUGCGGUUACUAAUUUUAUAUAACCUUCUUCUCACUACAUUUUUCUUCAAAAGGAAAAGAACCGUUGCUGCACUCAAAGGGAGUUUCAAGGUCACAACUUUUUCACUACAAAAUAUAUACCUAAAUCAUCUGGGAAACUUUCUCAGCUCAUCAGGGCUAGCUCUUUUCAUUUCGAGAGAUCGGAGUUUCUGGGCUCAGAAGUUCAUAUAUAGGAACUUUGAGAAAAAUUCUACAGUCUGCAAACAUCAACAGAAGGCCAACUCUAUGUAGAAUUGGAUUUUGUUGGGUUCAAAUGAGAAACGCUGAUCUUCUUCCAUCUCUACCCUCCCAUCUUUUCAACUUUGGAAACAAUAUUGAUAUUCAGAUGACAAAUUGGGAUGCACAAAUGAGCAUGAACAGAAAAUUUGGCUUUUGCAUGGGGUCCAAGGCAUUCGAAAGUGACAACCAGAAUAACAUGAGAGCCGGAGACUUUUCUCUUCCCCUGCAGCAGUCAUCAUCCCUCGUUACCUAUCAAUCUGCAGUUAACUAUCCAUCGGGUGCAUUCAGAUAUGAUGACAUUGCCGGGCAGUCAAUGUUGCUGGACAAGAAGAUUUCAGCUCCCCAAUUUCAAGUAGAUUGCCAGGCCAUUCAAAAUGCAAGGAAACGUCCAAUUGAGGUUGAUGACCUUGGUCGUCUGGUUGGUGACACGACAGCUCUAAACGACUUAUACAACAAUAAGAGAAACAAGAUGACAAACGGUAAUUCUCAACAACAGUGGCAUCAAGAAAACUCAAUGGAGCAACAAAACAAUAAGAAGUUGCAUCAUCUGCCAGUGAGAAGAAGCCAAAAGCUUAGUGACAAAAUCACAGCUCUCCAAAAAUUGGUUUCCCCCUAUGGCAAGACUGACACUGCCUCAGUUCUUCAAGAGGCUUCCAUAUAUAUCAUGCUCCUCCAAGAACAAAUUCAGCAGAAUAUGGAAAGGAUGCUUAGUAGUUCAUACAAGAAUGCUGCAGCUCUUCACCCACAGGAAUCUGGGCGUGGGCAGGUGGUUGAUCUCAGAAGCAAAGGCCUUUGCUUGGUUCCUGUGUCAAUUACUCAGAAAGUGACUAUGGAAGAGCGUUCUGAUCAUCUUGCUACAUCAAGAAAAGUUGUCAUAGCUAAUCACUUCUAAUUCUAUAACUACUAAACGCAUAAGCCAUAUGUAGUGCUUCACCCCAACAGCACUUUUGAGAAAAGCUGUUUUUCAUGUACUUAAAUGCAUUCCUUUUUUAAUCAUACUUAAGAUU
Pyrus x bretschneideri (Chinese white pear) is the source of this 1352-nucleotide messenger RNA. RefSeq lists its product as uncharacterized. The transcript has 10 exons. The record is from RefSeq and is a predicted model, not a curated record. The coding region runs from base 380 to 1237 and encodes 285 amino acids. Gene Ontology annotation, cellular component: nucleus. Lineage: Eukaryota; Viridiplantae; Streptophyta; Magnoliopsida; Rosales; Rosaceae. Gene Ontology annotation, biological process: regulation of transcription by RNA polymerase II. Gene Ontology annotation, molecular function: protein dimerization activity; RNA polymerase II cis-regulatory region sequence-specific DNA binding; DNA-binding transcription factor activity, RNA polymerase II-specific.